AUGGACAGCGGAGGAGCGAGUCGUGGAUCAGUUGCGGUGACGAGUCGUGAGCACGAGUUGCAGAAACUGUUGGCCGAAGAGAGGGUUCGCUCAGAGCAGAGGAAAUCCAAUUACACGACACUAAAAGAGGAACACUUGAAACUGCAGAAGGAUUUCCUCACUCUUCAGUCCGAUAUGAGACAGAUUUUGUCCGAAACCAAACUCAUUAAAGACAAGAAAGACCAAGAGUUGGAUCAGCUGUUGAAGGCGUGCGACGAAAGGGAUAAAAGCAUCGAUGAUCUGAAGGUUGAGAUUAGAGAUAGAGAUCCGGCACUCAUUCGCAACCAGUUUGAGGACGAGUUAAGGGAACCGUUGAAGAAGUUGCAGAAGAGUCACGAAACGAUGGCCAGAGAUAAGGAGCGCAUCGGUUAUGAGCUGAAGAUCGCUAAACAGAAGAUUGAUUUCCUCGAAAAGGAGAAUAAGGAGCGCAUCGGUUAUGAGCUGAAGAUCGCUAAACAGAAGAUUGAUUUCCUCGAAAAGGAGAGUUUGGACGCAAUCGAGAGAAUGAAACUCUCGUUUGAAUCGGAAAUUAAUUUAAUUAAACGCGAAAAAGAAGAGCUGAGAAACAAAUUGUUGGAAACAAACCAAUUGCCAGAUGUUAUGAAGUUUACGGAUUUGACUCAUGAGAACCAGAGAUUGACGGCUAGAGUGAAGUCCUAUCAGUCGACACUCGAAGACGCGGAACAACAGUAUAAGAGGAUUGAGUCGAAAGUGGAAUCACUGGUCGCCGAACACGAGAACAGCCAAAGAGAGGCCGAGAGGCAGAUCUCUGCACUCAAUGUACAGCUCAAGGGUUUUAGCGAUAAAAAUAUGGACUUAAGACAAACGAUUGCCGGCAAUGAAAGAGAAAAACUGGAUUUAAUGGCAGAUAUGGAGAGAUUGAAGAAUGAAAUGAAUCGAUUAAAUAAGUCCAUAGAAGAUAAUGAUAAACAUUUUGAUGUAGAAAAGGAUAAGAUUAAGAAUUCUUAUAAUAAAAGUAUUAAAGAUAUUGACGAACAAAAGGAUGUGAUGUCCAGUCAAUUGAGGAUUAUGAAACUGGAAAUUGAGACUAAAAACGAUACAAUCAAGCGAUUAGAACUGGAAAACAGCGCCAAAGAUAAAGAAUUUCAAUUAAAAAUAUCUGAAAUAAGACAACAAGAGUUUGACAAACGAUCGGCUGUUGAACACGAAAAGACUUCAAUUCAAUCCAAACUCAAGGAUUUAAAAGAAGAAAAGUCUAAACUAAAGGAAGAGAUCCAACAAAUGAGACGUCAAAUCGAGAAUAUGUCUGAAUUGAGAUUAAGUGUCGAAAGAGAUUCAAUGAUUUUAAGGGCAAAAGUUGAGUCAAAUCAGAUUAGUAUUGAAGAGUUGGACAAACUUCGCAAACAACACAACCAUUUGCACGACUCUCUCAAUAAACUGAAGAGUGAGAACACAGAGUACGCGGCGCUCAACAAAGAGCUCGUCCGACAGCGAGAGCACUACAAGAAUGACUUUCAGAGGAUUAAAGACACGUUAGAUGAAGAGCGCAAACAAUUGGAUGAGUUUAAGGUAUUGAGCGAUAAGAAUGUCCUAAAGUUGAGGAAUUGUAUCGACGAAGAGAGGACUGACUUCAGGGACAAGUUAUUGAGUCUCGAAAGGGAUGUCAUUAAAUGCAAGAAAGAAAGGGACGAAUUGAGGACUAAAUAUAAUAAAUAUGUGACGAUUGCCGAGAAAUUGCAGACAAAACUCAUGGAAAGCAAAGACAAGCAAAAGCCCGAACCGAGUCAUUACAAGUCUAGUCAUGGGAUGGCGCCCACCGUUUCGGCCGACGCUCACAAUCAGCUCAAGAAAGAGCUUAAAAUCAUGAAACGAAGACAAAACGAAAUCGCGUCCCAACUGUUGAACUGCUCUUUUGAUUCG
Messenger RNA from Medioppia subpectinata, 1920 nucleotides. The record is from the annotation of a GenBank genome assembly. Lineage: Eukaryota; Metazoa; Arthropoda; Arachnida; Sarcoptiformes; Oppiidae.